This is a messenger RNA of Hordeum vulgare subsp. vulgare (domesticated barley), 5029 nucleotides long. Its product is annotated as pentatricopeptide repeat-containing protein At4g13650. Bases 237 to 2996 code for a protein of 919 amino acids. Gene Ontology annotation, biological process: RNA modification. Gene Ontology annotation, molecular function: RNA binding; zinc ion binding; protein binding. The record is from RefSeq and is a predicted model, not a curated record. NCBI's taxonomy places the organism in Eukaryota, Viridiplantae, Streptophyta, Magnoliopsida, Poales, Poaceae. The transcript has 3 exons.
CGUCGCCAUCUGGAUCCUGGUAACUCUGCUCACCGGCGCCAGAUUAGCGCAGUCGCGCUUCAGCGAGCUCGUCCUGAGGCCGCACAGCAGCCGCCGCUCCGGCGCAGGCCGCCGACCUGGCCUCCUCCACCACCCCCAACCUCCCUGCAUCGCGCGUGCUCCCUCCCACUAUCGUAUAACCAGCGAGCUACUUGGACAAUGUCCUCCACCCAGUCGCGCCCAAGGUGUUCGGCUCAAUGACGCGCCGGGCAGCGGCCUCACUUAACAAGUCGCUCACUGGGUUCCUUGCGCACGAAGAUCCGGAGAAGCUCCUGUCGCUCUUUGCAGCCAAGGUCAGGCAGUGCAGGGGCCUUGGCUCUGUUGACUUCGCGUGCGCCUUGCGCGAGUGCAGGGGCAGCGUCAAGCACUGGCCGCUUGUUCCGGUGAUCCACGCGAAGGCGAUCACAUGCGGGCUCGGGGAAGACCGGAUCGCUGGCAACCUGCUGAUUGAUUUGUACGCGAAAAAAGGGCUUGUGCAGCGGGCGAGGCGUGUAUUUGAGCAGCUAUCUGCCAGGGACAAUGUUUCUUGGGUUGCCAUGUUGUCAGGGUAUGCACGGAAUGGUCUUGGAGAAGAAGCUGUUGGGCUAUACCACCAGAUGCAUUGCUCCGGGGUUGUUCCUACGCCUUACGUUCUGUCUAGUGUACUCAGUGCUUGCACUAAAGCUGCACUUUUUGAGCAAGGGCGGUUGGUUCAUGCCCAAGUUUACAAGCAAGGGUCGUGCUCUGAAACUGUUGUCGGGAAUGCGCUUAUUGCGCUGUACUUGCGGUUCGGAUCCUUAAGCCUGGCGGAAAGAGUAUUUUCUGAAAUGCCGUACUGCGAUAGAGUAACGUUCAAUACGCUGAUCUCGCAGCGUGCUCAGUGUGGAAAUGGUGAGAGUGCUUUGGAGAUAUUUGAGGAGAUGCGCUUGUCAGGCUGGACACCUGAUUGUGUUACCAUUGCUAGUCUUCUUGCAGCUUGUGCCUCUAUUGGGGAUCUGAAUAAAGGCAAGCAGCUUCAUUCUUAUUUGCUAAAAGCAGGCAUGUCUCCAGAUUACAUAAUUGAAGGUUCGCUUCUUGAUCUCUAUGUGAAAUGUGGAGUUAUUGUGGAAGCCCUCGAGAUCUUCAAAUCGGGUGAUAGGACAAAUGUAGUGCUAUGGAAUUUGAUGCUUGUUGCAUAUGGGCAGAUUAGUGAUCUAGCAAAAUCUUUUGACCUUUUUUGUCAAAUGGUAGCUGCAGGGGUACGCCCUAACGAAUUCACAUACCCAUGCUUGUUAAGGACUUGCACUUAUGCUGGAGAAAUUAACCUUGGAGAGCAGAUUCAUUUACUAAGCAUAAAGACGGGCUUUGAAUCUGAUAUGUAUGUCAGUGGUGUACUGAUAGAUAUGUAUUCUAAAUACGGGUGGCUUGAUAAAGCUCGAAGAAUUCUUGAAGUUCUUGAAGCAAAAGAUGUGGUCUCCUGGACAUCGAUGAUUGCUGGAUACGUGCAACAUGAGUUUUGCAAAGAGGCCCUUGAAACAUUCAAAGAUAUGCAGCUAUUUGGAAUUUGGCCUGAUAACAUAGGGCUAGCAAGUGCUAUAAGUGCUUGUGCUGGAAUGAAAGCAAUGCGUCAGGGUCAGCAGAUUCAUUCUCGGGUUUACGUGUCUGGUUAUUCAGCAGAUGUUUCGAUUUGGAAUGCGUUGGUAAACCUUUAUGCACGAUGUGGAAGAAGCAAAGAAGCCUUCUCUUUAUUUGAGGCAAUUGAACAUAAAGACAAGAUAACAUGGAAUGGAAUGGUAUCUGGUUUUGCUCAGAGUGGUCUAUAUGAAGAGGCCCUUGAGGUAUUUAUUAAGAUGUAUCAAGCAGGUGUCAAGUAUAACGUGUUCACCUUUGUAUCCUCUAUUAGUGCAUCAGCUAACCUUGCAGAUAUAAAACAAGGAAAGCAAAUACAUGCUACAGUUAUUAAAACAGGUUGCACCUCUGAAACUGAAGUUGCCAAUGCGUUGAUUUCACUGUAUGGGAAAUGUGGCAGCAUUGAAGAUGCCAAGAUGCAGUUCUUUGAAAUGUCCGAAAGGAACCAUGUGUCAUGGAAUACUAUUAUUACAAGUUGCUCACAACAUGGAUGGGGCCUAGAGGCUUUGGAUCUAUUUGAUCAAAUGAAGCAAGAAGGUCUAAAACCAAAUGAUGUGACCUUUAUAGGCGUUUUAGCUGCUUGCAGUCAUGUGGGUCUGGUAGAGGAAGGUCUUGGUUACUUCAAAUCCAUGUCUAGUGAGCAUGGAAUCCAUCCAAGGCCUGAUCAUUAUGCUUGUGUUGUAGAUAUUCUUGGACGAGCUGGGCAACUUGACCGGGCUAGGAAAUUCGUCGAGGAAAUGCCCGUAUCUGCUAAUGCAAUGGUUUGGAGAACCCUUCUCAGUGCUUGUAGAGUACACAAAAACAUCGAAAUUGGAGAGCUUGCAGCCAAAUAUCUACUGGAGUUAGAGCCUCAUGAUUCAGCAUCAUAUGUCCUUCUUUCAAAUGCAUAUGCUGUUACUGGGAAAUGGGCUUGCAGGGAUCACGUCAGAAAGAUGAUGAAAGACAGAGGAGUCAGAAAAGAACCCGGCCGUAGCUGGAUUGAAGUAAAGAAUGUGGUUCAUGCUUUCUUUGUUGGUGAUCGGUUGCACCCAUUGGCUCAUCAGAUUUACAAGUAUUUGGCUGACCUAGACGACAGGUUAGCCAAAAUAGGGUACAUACAAGGGAACUAUUUUCUUUUCCAUGAAAAAGAGAAAGAACAAAAGGACCCCACAGCUUUUGUCCAUAGCGAGAAGUUAGCUGUGGCCUUUGGAUUGAUGAGUUUGCCUCCUUCUAUGCCCCUUAGAGUCAUUAAGAAUCUCCGUGUCUGCAAUGAUUGCCACACUUGGAUGAAGUUUACCUCUGAAGUCAUGGGAAGAGAAAUUGUAUUGCGAGAUGUGUACAGAUUUCACCAUUUUAACAAUGGCAAUUGUUCAUGUGGAGACUUCUGGUGAAGUGUGUUGAAGUUAAGUUCUUGAAGUGCUCCUCCUGAAGUCCCCUAUGUUUCCAUUUGUGAUCAUCAAGGUGUUGGCCUGUCAUGCAGAUAUCUAAAUUUCGAAGCAGGCACGAUCAGCAUCACAAAACAGUACAGGCUCCACUUGGUUUGUGCGGGAAGCAACAGUACAAGUCCCAUCUCACCUUCGAUUUCCCAGGGCAAUAUGCACUAUUUACAUUUUCUGUCAAAAACUGAUGGGUCUUCUCCUUGAGGUCCAUAUGCUACCAGCCGAUGAUGCUGCCUUUCACGUUCUCGUCCUCCCCAAAUCCGUCAAUGUCCCCGGCGCUGCGCUUGUUUUCCCUAGAUUGAUCUAAUUCCUGACUUUAUCCACGAUGACGCCCCUAUUAACUGCUGCGAUUGAAAUGCAACAUAUAUAACUGAGGACAACCACGGCGCCGCCAUCGCAGUAGCAGCUGUUUCAGUUGCGGGACUCGGCCCAGCCACAGCGAAUGCAGAGUGCCUGCAGCAGGUGGAAGCCAAGCCGGCGCCAUACGUCCUAUAGAAGGUUUCUCCCGCCGCACCCCAGAAGAGCUUCAUCUCUUUCUCCUUGUGUUCGCCGGUGGCGGCCGAAUGAGCUACUCCGACAAGCCUCCCACCGCAUCUACGCCAGACCAGUUCGUUCCCCGCCGCGUCGACGAGUCUGACUGGCCCAAAGCCCCAAACACUAGCCGAAUUGGGCCUCAAGCCUCCUCGCCGGGCUGCCAGCCCGUCCGGCCGAACUCUCCUGGCUCCACCGGAGAAGCUGGCAACUGGCAUUGAUGGGGAGAAGCUGGCAUCUAGAAGUUGAGGUAGUCAGGUGAGUUCCGAACGGGGCCUUUGUUCUUAACUCGCCAUUUGAAGAAGACUGGGUUAGCUACUUUUCCAUUUGACCAUGAAGUCAAUUUCCUGUGUGAAUUGUGCAUAUCUUGUUUAAAAUAUGAAGCAUGCUGCUUGUCGGUACUAAAACAAAGUAUCAUGGAUGAAUCCAUGAUACUAUGGAUGAAUAGGAGUGGCAGAUGCAGCUUAAAUCUGGAGCUGGUAACUUUGAACAAAAUUCUGAAAGAAUUUCAAGGUCACACACAAGAAGAUUGUGUAAACCAAGAACACAUAUUAAGAAUGAUGUGCUGAUAGAAUGGCCAGUAAGGUGAAUGUCCAUACAAAAACAUUUGUGAGUUCCUUAUCAAGAAAUCUCCAGUAACAUAACAAGUGAAGACAAUUUUUGAGCCGAGUACCUCCUAGAAGAUGAACCAUAGCCUAUACACUUGACCUGCUAGCUGCUACCACAGAUUUCUUCAGAAAAGUACUCUCCAUUGAAGCCACAUUUUCACUUUGCAACUUCAGCUAUGACACAUGCACAUUUAUAGAAAACAAACUACGAAUAUGAUUCUGCCCACAGCAGGCAGGGAAUGAUACAUAUAAUCUCUGCCCUUUUUUUCUCAGGAUCAACUAAUCCACAAUAGGUACUAAGAACAACACAGGUGGCAGGUAGCUAGCAGAGUAUAAAUGCUUAAAUGUGCAUGGUACUACUCGAUGAGCUGACUUCCAUUGACACGGAAGGUGCUGGUAUAAUUCCCGAUUGAUGUUCCCUCUUAUUUUUGUCCAGAAGUUCUCGUGCUUCAUUCACUAGGGAAGCGAGAGUGCCAAAUUCCUUCAUUGCAAGACGAUCAGCACUAGCGAAAAUCAUGAAGCCCUCAAGUGCUAACAUAUCAUCUGAAGCACUAGACAGAGACUCUAUCAAGCUGUCAAACCUGUCCAGUUUUUCUUUGAAGUACCAGCCUCCAUGCUGCAUCAUUGAUAUUACCAUCUUGCUGAUAAUCUUCAUUAUCAUCAGGCAAUUAGCUGUGGGCUUACUGUUUAUUUUAACCAUCUCCCUGAGCUUCCCAACAAAGCUAAAUGCAGCAUAUUCUGAGACAAUUGCUUUGAUCAGCGGAGUUAAUCAUGACCUUUGUCACUGAUCAAUUUAUCAAAUAUUGUCGCGCAAAGAGAUAAUAAAGUUACGUGCAAUUUCCUGUC